Messenger RNA from Cercopithifilaria johnstoni, 2148 nucleotides. NCBI's taxonomy places the organism in Eukaryota, Metazoa, Nematoda, Chromadorea, Rhabditida, Onchocercidae. The record is from the annotation of a GenBank genome assembly.
AUGACUUCCGAUCGAGACGGUUUGCUUAAAAACGCGUCCAAUGGUACGAUAUCCAGUGCUGGACCAUCUGAGAUCGUUGUAUCAGAAUCAUUAGACGAUACGACUCCAAGUGAACCUAAUGAAUUUGGAGACUGUGGAACUUUGAAAAGACUCUUCAAAAAGAGUGCUGACAUUCGAAGUAAAUUCAAAGAGUCGGUUCCUGACGACGGGUUGCAAAUUGCGAAUUACGAUGAGAAUACAGUCGUGAAUCAAGGCACAUCGGAAUGGCCUUUGCCUCAGCUCACUUUCCAUCACGUACAUGGUUCUAAUAUACAAAUUUUACGAGGAGGCCGAGUCGCAAGACGAAGAGAAUCUUUCUGUAAAGGACUUGCCUUCAGCAGUCGGCCAAUACAGAUCGAUGAGAAUGUUUGCAUUCGAUUUGCUGAAGUUGUUUCAAAUUGGUCUGGUGUCUUGCGCUUUGGUGUUACAAAUGUUGAUCCAGAAACUUUUCGUGGGAUCGAACUACCGAAGUUUGCAUGUCCAGAUUUAACAAGUAAAGAAGGCUAUUGGGCAAAAGCAUUACCUGAACGUUACUCUGUCGCUGGAUCAAUUCUGCAUUUUUAUGUGAACGCUGAGGGUGAACUUUAUUACGGAAUAAAUGGUGUUUUGAAAGGACAGUUUCUGAAUGGAAUCAACGUAUUCUCGCCCUUAUGGGUUAUUGUUGAUAUAUAUGGAAAUAGUUCCUCACUUGAAUUCAUUGACCCGAAUGAAGUCAGGUUCCGGUCAACGCGGUCAACAGUGAGUAGGAAUCGUGCAGGCAGUCGCCCUCUUUCAACAACAUCAGUUCCGCAAACGCAAAUUGCAACAACGAGCACUGCGACACAUCAUCGGCAUCCCAGAAACAAUUCAAAUUCGCGGCCAAAUUUGCCUCCUUCAAAAUAUCAUGCAGGUAUACAGUUUACACCAUUAACUUUUCAUACUGUACGUGGAAAACAUGUUGCUUUGACUCAUGCUUAUACUGUUGCUGAAAGACACGCUGGUGAAUAUGCCUGUGGUUAUGUUUUCACAUCCAGACCUCUUGCAUUAAAUGAAAAAAUCGUGAUUCAGGUACUGGAUAUAGAGUCAGCUUAUACUGGUAGUAUGGCUUUCGGAUUGACUUGCUGUGAUCCGGUUAAUUUACAAGGUUCGACACUGCCCGUGGAUAGUGAUGAUCUUUUAGAAAGGCCGGAAUAUUGGGUUGGUAUCAAAGAUGUAGCUGCGCAACCUAAAAUUAGUGAUGAAUUAUCGUUUUGGAUUACUGAAAAAGGCGAGGUGUAUUUUGCGAAGAACAAUCUCGCAUCUCGCGUCAUUAUUCAUGUGGAUACGUCUGUAAGGCUGUGGGCAUAUUUUGACGUUUACGGCACGACUCAGAAAAUACGCGUGUUAGGAAGUGUUAAAGUAAUAGCAGCGUCUCAAAUCACAGCGCAAUGUUUACCGCCAACUACAGCAAUCACAAGAACCUCUCGUAGUUUGCUUGACUUAUCUCCUGAAACAAGAACAGAUGCUGGGAGACCAAGCAGUGAAGUAUCUGUUUUUCCGACAACGAGCACAUAUCUCGCGCAUCCAAAUCAUGAAGACUGUCCUCCUCUUUUAUCCAGACGAACGCAGUCAGAAACUGGUGACAGUGUGAAUGGAGUGUUUUUACGUAUGCCAUGUUCUUCACAAGGAGAAAGGAGAGUACCUACAUCAAUGCCUACUGUAGCUAGGCCUUCGAGACCGAUAUUCAUGAGUGGAGAGCAUUUCAUCGACUUCUUGGAAAAUUUGGAUAACAUUCACGGACUUCAUGGUAGUGAAUCCAACAUAUCUCAUCGAUCGCAAUUCCCACCACCUCCGGUGCCAGCCAGGGUAUCUCCUGUGCGGCUUCUGUCGGGAAGGCCACCUUUACAUUCUUCAUCGCGUCUACCACUAUCUACACAAACAGCAACUCAUCAGCAACGAUCCGGUGAUGAUGAUGGUGAAAUUGGCGAUGAAUGUAGAAUCUGUAUGAACUCUAAAGUAAAUUCUGUGAUCUACACAUGUGGGCACAUGUCGAUGUGUUUCGAAUGCGCAACGGAAACAUGGCACUUGAAUGGGGAGUGCCCGAUAUGUCGCAAGAAGAUCGAAGAUGUCAUCAAAAUUUACAAGUCAUAA